UCAGAAACAUUUUUAUGGCUGUGCUUGGCUCAUCAAUACAGGAGUUUAGCAGUAGUAAUAUGAGGUAUUGCAUUAAUUGUUGCAUACAUUUAUUACCAAAUGACUUGCACAGACAGUGUUUCAGAUGCCGCGGACCUAAUCAUAAUAACCAGAAGUGUCCUGUUUGCAAAGGAGAAAAUAAGGUCCCUUUGUACACCGAUAGCAAGCAGAUGAAGUUGCUUGCAGUUCUGGAAGUAAGGACUGAUCACAGUGAAAGCUGGAAUGGAUUUUUCUGCUUGAGGAAGGGGAAGCUAUGCAGCUUAAUAUUUGGGUUGAUUAUAAUGACUCUAGUGAUGGCGUCCUACAUACUGACUGGAGCCAAGCAUGGCCUGUUGUUAAUACCAUCACCCUUCCAUUACGGAGCUUUUACUAGCAAUCCAAGCUUAAUGGACAACGAAAGCCUUAGUGACAUGAAAGACCAUUACCAGCCUUCUAAAAUGAAUAUUUCAUACGUAAAGGAUUAUCCAAGCAUUAAAUUAAUUAUUGACACUAUUACUUCAAAGAUAGAGUUUAUAACGAGACAGCGCCCUGAUUUAGAAGAGCUGAGGAAACAGGAGCCACAUAUGUUUUCAGCAAUUCCUAAUAAAUUCCUUUCAAAUAGCAAGAAUCCUUGUUGGUAUGAAGAGUACAGAGGAAACACAACCACAGAUCCUUAUGCAACAAACUCCUAUGCACUAUAUUCAAAGCGCUUUCGAACCAUAUUUGAUUACCUCAGGAAGGUAUUUUGGAACCACUUGUACCACUAUAAGGACAAACACUACCGCCUGCGCUGUCUCCCCCAUUUCUACAUCAUUGGCCAACCCAAGUGUGGAACCACGGACCUGUACGACCGGCUCAGGCUGCACCCCGAUGUUCGGUUCUCAGCAAUCAAAGAGCCGCACUGGUGGACAAGAAAACGGUUUGGAAUCAUUCGUCUGAGGGAUGGAUUUCAUGAUCGCUACCCAGUGGAAGAUUACCUUGAUCUGUUUGACUUAGCAGCACAUCAGAUUCAGAGCGUGCUGCAGAGCGAAGCGGCAAAAGAGCACAGCAAGAUGAACAACAUCAUAAUUGGGGAGGCCAGUGCCUCGACUAUGUGGGACAACAACGCUUGGAUUUUCUUUUAUGACAACAGUACUGAAGGAGAACCUCCCUUCUUAAUCCAGGAUUUUAUCCAUGCCUUCCAACCAAAUGCCAAACUUAUCAUCAUGCUGAGAGACCCUGUUGAAAGAUUGUACUCCGAUUAUCUGUACUUUGCAAGUGCUAAUAAAUCUGUGGAAGAUUUUCAUGAAAAAGUGGCAGAAUCACUGCAGCUGUUUGAAAAUUGCAUGCUGGAUUACUCACUGAGAGCCUGUGUCUACAACAACACCCUGAACAAUGCCAUGCCCGUAAGGUUACAGGUUGGGCUCUAUGUUGUGUAUCUUUUGGACUGGCUGACAGUUUUUGACAAAGAUCAGAUACUUGUUCUUCGCUUGGAGGAUCAUGCAUCAAAUGUGAAAUACACCAUGCACAUGGUGUUCCAGUUUCUGAAUCUGGGACCUCUAAGUGAGAAACAAGAAGCUCUGAUUACAAAGAGUCCUGCAUCAAACACUAGACGACCUGAAGACAGAAGUCUGGGACCUAUGCUACCAACAACGAAGGCAAUUUUACGAGAUUUCUAUAGGCCUUUUAAUACAAAACUGGCACAAGUUCUUUUUGAUGAUGCUUUUUUAUGGAAAAGGACAUAAUAUGUAAAUUUAGUGCCACAAAUACAGUGUUUAAAGGAGUUUUUAUUUUUUUAAAUUCUAUUUUUGUGCGUGGAUAUUUACAUUUUUCCCAUUCCAAAGAGAAGCCGAUUGAUGAGCUGAGACUCUCACCUUCAGUCAGCACACUUCACGACAGUUAUACCACAUUUUCCUUGUGAGAAUGUAAAGCAUCUUGCUUAUCAGUUUAUUGCAACUUCUUUUACCCCGGCAGAAGUGUAGAGUGGAAAAGCGUUAAUACAAAGAUGAUGUCUUACACUCUCCACGGGGAUGUUGAAGUUUAACCUUCUCUAAGAUGCUGCAACACAGA
Gavia stellata (red-throated loon) is the source of this 2067-nucleotide messenger RNA. It is a transcript of the gene CHST15, whose product is annotated as carbohydrate sulfotransferase 15. Gene Ontology annotation, biological process: hexose biosynthetic process. The transcript is spliced from 7 exons. Lineage: Eukaryota; Metazoa; Chordata; Aves; Gaviiformes; Gaviidae. Gene Ontology annotation, molecular function: N-acetylgalactosamine 4-sulfate 6-O-sulfotransferase activity. The coding region runs from base 15 to 1742 and encodes 575 amino acids. The record is from RefSeq and is a predicted model, not a curated record.